AUGGACCUUCUCCAUUGCAGGCGUCUGGCCGCCGGUGGCGUUUGGGGUAUAUGGUAUAAGUUUCUCCCAAGCCCUGCUCCUCCAUCUGCUCCUGGUCAUUCAAGCGAUUUGGCAUUCUUUGACGUCCCGCGAAAAUCAGAAAAAUCUGCUCAAUCUCCCAUCGUAUCCAGGCUGGUCCAUCCCUUCAAAAAUUCCAAUAUCCACUCUACUAUCUCGCCCACGUUCACCAAUUUAAACGUCCACUUGACACCUUUGUCCUACCCAAAUCUUCACAUAUCUAAACAAUCCUCACCAUGGGUUACUACUGCUCCAACUACUACGGCUCCAUUCACUGCCACAAUACCGUCUCCCGUUUUGGCGAUAGAUGCCAUCUUUGCGCAGCAUCAAAAAGAGGCGCUUCCAUCAAAGACGGUCUUCUUUCCGAAGCUGAGCGAUGGGGUUCCUCCACCCCACGGCCCACCCAUGGCGAUCGUCGGGUCGAGCGGGCCAGCCGGUCGGCUCGGGAUUCGAGGGUUAAGAACUGAGGCAACUACACGAAUGAUUUGA
This is a messenger RNA of Colletotrichum orchidophilum, 546 nucleotides long. RefSeq lists its product as uncharacterized. The coding region runs from base 1 to 546 and encodes 181 amino acids. The record is from RefSeq and is a predicted model, not a curated record. NCBI's taxonomy places the organism in Eukaryota, Fungi, Ascomycota, Sordariomycetes, Glomerellales, Glomerellaceae. The transcript is spliced from 3 exons.